Molecule: messenger RNA, 225 nt
Organism: Perkinsus marinus ATCC 50983
Lineage: Eukaryota; Perkinsozoa; Perkinsida; Perkinsidae
Product: dynein light chain tctex1, putative
Exons: 3
Coding region: 1-225 (74 amino acids)
Source: RefSeq, a predicted model, not a curated record
AUGGUCCAGGAGAUCACUUCGUUUGUCGGCAUGGAGGACGUCACCACCGACUUGAUCCUUCAAGUCCUCAAGGCAACCAUCAAGACUGAUGAUGAGUAUGAUGCUAAAAAGGCGCAGGAAUGGGCAGAUCAGAUAGGGCUCAAAAUAGUGUCCAAGCUGAAAGAAGCGAGCGACAACUUCAAGUACGUAGUGUCUGUUACAAUUCAAGAGAAAGGUGCGGGGUAG